Molecule: messenger RNA, 1253 nt
Organism: Homalodisca vitripennis (glassy-winged sharpshooter)
Lineage: Eukaryota; Metazoa; Arthropoda; Insecta; Hemiptera; Cicadellidae
Product: methionine aminopeptidase 1-like
Exons: 8
Coding region: 47-1189 (380 amino acids)
Biological process (GO): proteolysis
Molecular function (GO): metalloaminopeptidase activity
Source: RefSeq, a predicted model, not a curated record
CUUUUAACUUUUAGAAGUGAAGAGGUAGAGCCGUAGAGGUAUUAAAAUGGCUUCGGCUGCAUCUAGAGUAUGUGAAUCACCCGGGUGCAAUGAAAUUGCGAAAUUACAGUGUCCAACUUGUGUUAAACUAGGAAUUCAAGGUUCAUAUUUUUGUUCACAGGAAUGCUUCAAAGGAAAUUGGAAAGAUCACAAAGUGUUACACAAAAUUGCAAAAGGUGAGGGUGUAGAAGGUCCAGGAUAUCCGGACCAGUACGACCCAUGGCCACAUCAAAAAUUUACGGGAAAACUGCGGCCAUUCCCCCAGACGCCUGCACGGUGUGUGCCAUCCCACAUCCCCCGCCCUGACUACGCCACUCAUCCCACAGGGCUACCCGUAUCGGAACAGCAGGUCAAACAAGUUGCUCAAAUAAAAACACUGUCAGAUGAAGAGAUUGAGGGCAUGAGAGUCGCUUGUAAGUUGGGCAGAGAGGUGCUAGACGAAGCGGCCAAGGUGGUCGAUGUCGGUGUGACAACAGAUGAGAUAGACAGAGUCGUCCAUGAAGCUUGUAUCGAACGGGACUGUUAUCCGUCACCACUCAACUACUAUCAGUUCCCCAGAUCGUGUUGUACCUCUGUUAACGAAGUAAUUUGCCACGGCAUUCCGGACCUGAGGCCUCUUGCCAACGGUGAUAUCUGUAAUGUGGACGUGACAGUGUAUCAUCGUAACUUCCAUGGAGACCUCAACGAGACGUUCUUGGUGGGAGAUGUGAGUCCAGCAGCCAAGAAACUGGUCCAGGUCACGUGGGAGUGUCUGGACAAAGCGAUUAACAUUGUGAGGCCGGGAGAGAAGUACCGUGAGAUUGGCAACGUGAUUCAGAAACACGCUCAAGCUCAUGGGUUCUCUGUGGUGAGGAGUUACUGCGGCCAUGGCAUCCAUCAGUUGUUUCAUACAGCGCCUAGUAUACCGCACUACGCCAAAAAUAAAGCAGUGGGUGUCAUGAAAGCAGGUCAUUGUUUCACCAUCGAGCCAAUGAUAUCACAGGGGACUUGGCGCGAUGAGCUGUGGCCCGACAAGUGGACAGCAGUGACAGCUGAUGGAAUGUUGUCAGCCCAAUUCGAACAUACACUGCUCGUGACUGACACUGGUGUGGAGAUACUCACUGCGCGAGCCCAGCGCAACGGCCAGCCGUACUUCCUGGAUAAGUUAUAGUGCCUCUUAUCUGUCUGCCAGCAGACUGCCAAUGUGUAUUUAAUAAAAUUCUUUGCAUUGUUUU